AACGCUGCUCCAUCUUCAACAGCAACAAGCACCUGCCUAGACACACGACAUCCUUAUCGACAUCUCUGCAUCCUGAUCACGACACGCAGUGCAUCGAAGCCGUGUCCAAGACACGACACAUUCGACCAGAGCUCGCAUCAUGGAGCAACAGCGUCGUAAAUAUGUAUCAAAGGCAUGCCAACAAUGUCGCCAACGACGUGCGAAGUGCGACGGUAUACAGCCGAUGUGUUCGCCAUGUCAUGCCCGUUCUGAUAGCUGCCAGUACAGUGCCUCUGCUGAUCACCGCAAGCCUGCUCCAAAGGCCUAUGUGCAACUUCUGCGUACCCGCAUCGAGCUGUUGGAGCAGGCGCUGCGGUCUAACUGCAUUGAUGUUGAUGAAGCUGUGGCAAAAUCUGCUGUUGACUUGGGCUCCGCUCGUUAUCCUACAGCUAGUCCUCAUGGCAGCGGCACAGACACUCCCAAUUUCGAGCAACUUUGCGCCGUUUACGAGGGUGCGUUGUCUCUGGACGAAUCUCUGACUUUCGACCAAGAUGGCGAGGUACGAUACUUUGGUCCCACCAGUGGACGCCUAGAGUUCCUACCAGUCAAUGAAGCAGAUGGACAACAUGCAUCUCCGAUAAGUGCAAUAGACGAUCAGGCGUCUGUGAGAUCAAGGACUUAUCAAAAUCAGUUCCUGCUUGAAUUGGAGCAUGACCAUGUGGAUGAAAAUCUGCAACGUCAUCUCAUAGACCUUUACUUCACCUGGCAGAAUCCUUGGACCCCCAUCGUUGAUGAGGAUCUAUUCCGGCAAAGCGAACCGGUGCAUGGUCGCUACUCUAGUCCACUACUUCUCAAUUGCAUAUUGGCAGCUGGAUCUCGAUUUUCGGACAGGACCGAGGUCCGCUCAGAUCCUCAAGAUCUUACAUCAGCUGGACGGUUCUUCUUAGAGAAGGCAGAAAUUCUGUUGCAUUAUGACCUCAAGUGGCCUAGAUUAACGACCAUCCAGGCACUCUCAAUUUUGGUCGGUGUAUAUGUUGGUAUUGGUGCCGAGUCUGCUGCAUGGUUGCAUCAAGGUAUGGCUAUACGUAUUGCCUUCGACUUGGGCCUUAAUUUUGAUGCGACGUCCCUCCCUGGGUCCCACCUGAUAUCCAGUGAAGAAGCGGAAUUACGGCGCCGCAUGUACUGGGUUUUGUACUGCGACGACAAGCUACACGCCCUGUACACUGGUCGUGUGUGUACCAUGAUGGACACACAAGCAGCCGUGAAGCUUCCGAGUCGACGGCAAUCGCCGCAAGUAAGUGACAACGGUGGUAGAGAAGUGCAGCUGAAACUCCACUGCGCACUGAUUGGGCUAAGUCAAGUACUAGAGAAGAUGAUCCUUGGUUUCUACGUACCAAAACCUCAGUAUCGCGGUAUGCAACGAGAAGCUUUCUUCGAUUCCUGUCUUCUCGAAAUCCAGAAUUGGGCGUACGACCUUCCUCCUGAUCUCAGACUAGAGACAUCUAAAGAGAAGAAUACCGUGCCUCAGGUAUACACACUACAUAUGGUGUACCACACGACCCUCAUUCUGCUAGGCAACGCAUUGUUAUCCGUCAAAUCCGGGACUGCAGUUGGACUGUCCCAUCCGAUCUGUCAAAAAGCUCUCGACACUUGCCACGAAGCGGCACGCAAUGUGUCCAUUGUGGCCAAGAAGUUCAGAGACGUCUUUGGCAGCUUCAGGAGAAGCCCAGUAUCGGCCACUCACUGCUUACAUUCAGCCGCUCUUGUUUUCAUCCAGAUUGAGAAAGCAAAGAGUUCCCAUCCUAAUAUACGAGCAGUGAGUGAAUCUGCAAAUCUCUGUCUUAAUGCUCUUGCGGAGCUCUCCUUUGCGUGGAACCCAGCCGAGCGAAUUCGUCUGAAUCUUUGUUAUCUACGGUCACGACAGGGCACUGCGCUUCGCAGACCAGCCACGCAAAUCUCAAUGGGCGAUCGAGACACUCGUCCGUCCUUAGGGAUGCCUGGUAUUCCUACGGCUACGGGCACCGAUGGUAGCACGGAAGCCCAGUCAUGUGACCACGAGGCUUUCAAUGUUUCCAGGCCGCGCCUUGAACACGAGGAUGCGUUAUUGCCAAUUGCGAAUGACGCUCAGUGUCAACCGAACCUCGGAUUUGAUGCGGAUCUGUUCAGCGAUGGCCUUAUGGAUCCAUCGUUCUUUAUGGAUGUGGACCUUAAUCUCACGUAAUAUGCGAUUUAGGAUUGGCAACCGCAAGCUCAUGUGAAAAUGAGUGUGUAUCGAC
Molecule: messenger RNA, 2255 nt
Organism: Boeremia exigua
Lineage: Eukaryota; Fungi; Ascomycota; Dothideomycetes; Pleosporales; Didymellaceae
Product: putative C6 transcription factor
Exons: 6
Coding region: 140-2200 (686 amino acids)
Biological process (GO): DNA-templated transcription; regulation of DNA-templated transcription
Molecular function (GO): DNA binding; DNA-binding transcription factor activity, RNA polymerase II-specific; zinc ion binding
Source: RefSeq, a predicted model, not a curated record